Messenger RNA from Salvelinus fontinalis (brook trout), 5167 nucleotides. Its product is annotated as kelch repeat and BTB domain-containing protein 8-like. The record is from RefSeq and is a predicted model, not a curated record. Bases 267 to 2072 code for a protein of 601 amino acids. The transcript has 5 exons. Lineage: Eukaryota; Metazoa; Chordata; Actinopteri; Salmoniformes; Salmonidae. Gene Ontology annotation, molecular function: protein binding.
UCACAGUAGUGACGUUUCACGAUUUGCUUUGAGCGGAUUUUGGCUAGAAGGGAUUCAGCUUUUAUCAAAUUAACGUCAAAAGUUGAAAUGUUUUGCAUUUUAGUUAACCCUUCCCAUAACAUAAUUAUCCUACGUUAAUUAUCAUAACAUGCUGCGUAAAUUAUCUUAACCUGUUAGUACGAAAAGUCAAAUCUAACAAAAGCUGUAUCCCUUCUAGCCUUAACCGCUUUGAGCUUGUAGACCAGUUUGAGAAAGACUGGGGGAGAAUGGCUGCCAGUGGAGACGUAGGCAAGCUGUUACAAGUACAGAAUGUGACUCCUGCGAACACAACCUACAGUGGGGUUGAUGCCGUUCAUGCCUGUAACAUCCUCCAGCAGCUCAAAGCCUUGUAUGAUGAAGCACAGCUCACAGACAUUGUCGUUGAGGUGGACCAUGGCAAGACAUUUCCGUGUCACCGAAAUGUUCUUGCAGCAAUCAGCCCUUACUUUAGGUCCAUGUUCACCAGUGGCCUUACAGAGAGCAGCCAGAGGGAGGUGCGGCUCAUCGGGGUUGAGUCUGAGUCCAUGCACCUGGUCCUGGACUAUGCCUACACGUCCAGAGUCAUGCUGUCCGAGUCCAAUGUCCAGGCCCUGUUCACGGCAGCCAGCAUCUUCCAGAUCCCAGCCCUGCAGGACCAGUGUGCCCUGUUCAUGAUCAGCCGUCUGGACCCCCAGAACUGCACCGGGGUCUACAUGUUCGCAGACGCCUACGGCCACCAGUUGCUGAGGGAGCGCUCCCAGGACUACAUACGCAAGAAGUUUCUGUGUGUGGCAUGGGAGCAGGAGUUCCUCCAGCUCACCAAGGAGCAGCUGGUGAGCAUCCUGAACAACGAUGACCUGAACGUGGAGAAGGAAGAGCAUGUGUAUGAGAGCAUUGUGCGCUGGUUGGAGCACGACAGCCCUCGCAGGGAGACCCACCUGGCUGAGGUGUUUUCUCAAUGCAUCCGACUGCCCCUCCUGGAUGACUCUUUUCUCAGCCGCAUCCCGGCCCCUUUCGCCUGCGCCCUCUCUCUGUCCAGGGAACCUGCCGAAGCCAAGGCACGUCUCAACGGCUGCUCUCAGCGCCUGGGCAUGACCGCCUCCGAGAUGGUCAUCUGCUUUGACGCGGCACACAAACACUCAGGGAAGAAGCAGACCGUGCCUUGCCUGGACACUGCUGCUGGGAAGGUGUUCAAGCUCUGCAAGCCCCCCAAUGACCUGCGGGAGGUGGGCAUCCUGGUGUCAUCGGAGAACGACAUCUUCAUCGCUGGGGGCUAUCGCCCUAGCAACAGCGAGGUGUCCAUCGACCACCGGGCGGAGAGCGACUUCUGGCAAUACGAGCAUGCAGGGAACCGUUGGCUGGCGCGUUCGCCCAUGCUACGGGCCCGGAUCGGCUGCAGGCUGGUCCACUGCUGUGGGAAGCUGUACGCCCUGGGGGGCCGUGUGUACGAAGGGGAUGGAAGGAAUGCACUGAAGUCAGUGGAGUGCUACGAUGCCAGGGAUAACUGCUGGACUGCCGUCAGCCCCAUGCCUGUCGCCAUGGAGUUUCACAGCGCUGUGGAGUACAGAGACCACAUCUACAUCCUCCAAGGUGAGUACUUCUUCUGUUUUGACCCUCGCAAGGACUACUGGGGCCACCUGUCCCCCAUGAGUGUACCCCGGAGCCAGGGUCUGGUUGUCUUACACAAGAACUGCAUCUAUUACAUCGCUGGCAUCUGCAGGAACCACCAGCGCACCUUCACCAUGGAGGUCUAUGACAUAGAGCAGAACACCUGGGCCCGCAAGAGGGACCUUCCCUUCGACCAGGCCACCAGCCCCUACAUCAAGGCUCUGCUCCUCCAGGGCAAGCUGCACCUGUUUGUCCGAGCCACGCAGGUCAUGGUGGAGGAACACGUGUUCCGUACCAGCAGGAAGAACUCCCUCUACCAGUAUGACGACGAGGCGGAUGCUUGGACCAAAGUCUACGAGACGCCUGACCGCCUCUGGGACCUGGGCCGCCAUUUUGAAUGUGUGGUGGCCAAACUGUACCCGCAGUGUCUUCAGAAAGUGCUCUGAGAAGGCCUUGGUGAAUGGGUGGCAGGUAGCCUAGCGGUUAGGACAUUGGGCCAGUAACCGAAAGGUUGCUGGUUCAAAUACCCGAGCCGGCAAGGUGAAAAUCUCUGUGCCCUUGAGCAAGGCACUUAACCUUAAUUUGCUCCAGCGGCGCUGUACUGAUAAGGCUGAUCCUGUAAAACAUCACAUUUCACUGGACCUAUCUGGUGUAUGUGACAAAUAUUUAUUGGGUUGAACCCAUCCGGGAGGAGGGAGCGUGAGGUCCUGCUUGUCUUGUGCCUGAUGCUGUCCUGUUUUGCACCACAAGGGCAGUUAAGAGUUUAGUCUUAAAGCAUUAAAAUAUAAGGUUUAACACGAUCAAAUGGGGGUGCUUUCAAAAGAUUGCAGUAUUUGUGUUUUUUUUCUUCCACUCCGCACCAAAUACCCAAACUGAUGCUUGUUUUACAGCCCAAUGAAUUAUAAGUGCAAUUAUUAUGUUUGCUUGUUGUUGAGCCAUUUUGUUCCAUUUAAUCUUAAAAGCAUAUAUAGGUUAACAUUUUUACAAUUGAUUGACAUGCAGUUGAUGGAUCAGAUGAAGUACCCUCUAGUUAUGGAACCGCGACAUGUUAGCAUAAAGUGAAAAUUAUAUAUAUAUAUAAAUCAUAAAAAUUUUAUAUAUAUAUAUUCAUACGGGUAAGAUGAGCAGUGUUGCUCAUUUGUAGGUUGUUAGCUCAGAUUGAGGGUUUUUUGUGUCUGACUUUUGUAUUGAUUUGAAUGAUGAUUGCUCCCUACAGGAAGUUCGUCUUUGUGGAAGUGUUUUAGUUGUGUAUGAAGUGUGCUCGUGAUUUAGAUCAAUUUAGUAUUAUUGCCAUGUGUGAUCGGUAUGAUGCUAUAUUCUGAAACGAAUACUUUGCUUUCAAGAGAAGGCCUAAGUUGUCAACCAAUGUGCUAUUUGGCUUCGUUGCAGUUGGAUUUAUACUUUUUCAAUUUGUAGACUAAUGCAAUGGACUCUCAGAGCUGGCAUCCAUUUUGCUGCAACGAGUUUCACAUGCCAAGACAACUUAAGAGAAGUUAGACGAUUCACUCUCCACAUUGGAGAAACAAGUCAGAUGUGUGGUUGGCCAAGAUAAGUGCGACAUUUCGAACCAGGCAACAGUUUGCUUUGAUAGCAACUUAACAGAAGUCAGAUAAGGAAUGAAGGGACAUGGUUCAGGCUGAUGUAUUGAUUUGGCCAAAGUGUGGGCAGCUCGCUGCAGAAUAGUCUUUUCUGCCGUAUUUUUUUUUCAGCAUGUCUGGUAUUCAUUACAAUCUGCUUUAAAAAAGUGUUUGGGUUAACCUACCUCUUAAAUGCCAAAAUGCAUUUAAGAACUUGUUUUGGUUAAUCUGAAAAGUUGAUGGAGUUUCAAGUAGCUAUAACUAAGGAAACUUUGAUACAAUUAGGUAGGACUGGGACGAUACCAGUAUCGCGAUACUUCUUAGUAUUGUGGCAAGGAAACAAAACAUGAAGCAGAUUUAACUUCUUUAGGAUAACAGUCCUAAAGUUGGAAACAUACCUCAUUAUGUUAUCCGGAGUCGCCUUUAUUUAUUUUCCAAACUAUAGCACAAUAUUUUACAUACAGCAGGUUUUUAAAGGGCCAAAGCAGGUGGUCUGCUUCGUGUUUUCAUUUUUGCCAUUGAUAAAAUAUUGCAAUGCUGGUAUCGUCACAGCCCUACAUUUAGGUUUACGCCCGUUGAAGUGCAUUACAUUUUGUUUCCAAGCCUAAUUUGGGUACUUACCUUUGCUCGUUGAAAUGUUUCAAUGUUUGCCUGUGUGGCUGGCUGCUGUACAGUAGUUGUCUGAGGAGGAGUAAAGUAGAGAUUGUUGGUGUGUAAUUUAGUGCAGAUCCCAAGGGGGAUGUCAUUGUGCCUAUGGGUGGGUGGGGGCAUCCAGAUAGUAUUCCUGUGUGUUUAGCCUGGCGAGGUAGUCUGUCUCAAGUCUUAUUUAUCAUUGCACUGAAUCACUCUUCAACGGUCCGUCACUGCAAACUUGACCAAGCAGCACCCACCUGGACAGAGCAUUACCACAGAGAGCUUAUUUUCUACAUGAAUCCAUCUGUAUGCUAUGACAUUGAGAAUAACUAACUAUUGGUGCUGCUUUUUUGAUGUUCUUGUAUAUAUUAAAUAAGUAACAGCAAUUGAUUGACGUUCCCUAUGGAACUAUAACAAAUUCAAUGACGUCAAUUUCCUCAUGCAGGUUCCUGUGUCAUCUUUGCACUACAUAUGAUCAUUUAUUUGAUCUCAUAUUUAAAGCAUUUCCCCAAAAUAUAUCAUUAACCACAAAGCAAUCUUGGGAAAUGCAGUUCUGUCUUCACAGAAUUUGAAAUGGAGAGUAGUAUGGAAACGUUCUGUUUGUAGCUGUGGACAUGAACUUUUGAAAAGAAAAAUAGUGCACAUCACUUGGCACUGGUUUGCUCUGGCCAGAGCAGUGCCCUCCAUGGGUGAGGAAGGAGAAAAGGGGUUUCCCCAAAUGCCUAAAAACUCAGUCACAUGGGAACCAGGAAUGGACAACUCAGGAUUUCUAUUGAUAAACAGUACUGUAUUUAAAUGUCUUGUUUCAUGUGUAAUAUACAUUUGCUGUACUUGCACAGUUUUUUACAACUUUUUUUAUUUUAUAACUUGAAAAGUAGAAAUGUUAUUUUCAAUGGCUGUUUUUCCAUUUUCUAUGUUUAGUUAUAGUAGAGCGAUUCUGUUCUGUAUCCCACACAAGAUGAAUAUCUGCUCAUAAAUGUAAAUAUUCUCAGUUUUGCUUUACCAAAACUUCACAAUAAGCAUAUCUGUAAGUCCAAUGUUACAUGAUCUCCAACACAUCAGUUUUGUGAAAUACUUAAAGCGUACAACGAAUCAGCCAGUCAAUGUGCUUUCUGUGCAAAAGAUAUAGUUGGCCUUGUGUGGCCAUGCUCAAACUCAUUCAAGCCCUGUAUGUAUGCAUCCUGCAUGGAUGGCUACUACCAGUGGAAUCUUACUGCUUUUCUUUUUGUUUGCUGGUUUGUCUGUGUAGUAUGGGGAAUAGUGGUGGUUGAGCUCAACUGUGAAAUUCACAUUGCACAUCAUUUGAGAAUAAAAUGACAAGUGAAACCAUA